UCAUUGCUAAUGUAAAUACCCUGAAUGGACCCAUAUAAUUACAAUCUGCCAUCAAGUACUCAAAUCACACGACGCCUUCUUCUUUGCCAUUGUACAACCCUUUGCUGCUGCGAUUUUCUUCUCCGAUCUCGACUGUGAUUUUCGUCUCCAAUCUCGACCUGUGGCUAACCGGCAACGGCGUACGCGAAUCAAUCGGGUUUUGCGACAAAGCUUCACACAUCGUUUAGGAGAUGAGCAGGAAAAGGAAAGAAAGUUUGAUAGAGGGAGAUGUAUAGUUUAAAUGGGAUAUUCAAACCACCAAAAUAUUCCUAGAUAUGUUGUAUGAGUGGAAGAAGAAAAAUGUUGGUCAAAUGAAGUGGGAUAAGAUUGCUAAAGAAUUUAAGGUUGUAAGUGGUAAAAAUUGUAUCCUGCAAAAAUUGAAAACAAAGCAGUACAACAUGAAACAGGAUUGGCAGCUAUUCAAUAAACAUGUUUGGGGUUCAAUUUGAGACUGGAAAGGUUGAGGCCACUGAAGAUUGGUGGGCAGCUAGAAUUCAGGAGAAUAUCAACUUUAAGAAGUUUAAGAACAGAGGCUUCCAUCUCCGUGGGGAGCAAGAUAAGCUUUGGGGGGAUAGCUCUGUGAAUGGUGAGAAUUGUGUAUCUCCACAUAUCGUAUUGGACAAUGACUUCAUACUGUCAUUGGGAGCUGAUUGCUACACUCCAAUUCCAGUAGACUCAAAUUAUGGCAGGUUUGUUGAUGAGUUCUCCACUGAUUCAUCACUAGUGAAGGCUAGCACACCCACCCCUAGAUCUACUAAUACUGGGGGAAGCAGGAAGAGGAAGAGAGUGACACAAGAUACCACAAAUUCUAUGUUUGACAAGCUGUGCCAUCAAUUGCAAAUGGUUUUUGAUAAGCAAUUUUCUUAUUUAUCUACAAAAUAGGAAUAUUAUGAUGUGAAGAAAGAAGUUGCAAAGAAAGUUGAAAAUGUGCAGCCUAUCCCAGUUGUGCAACCUAUGCAGCCUGUCAUUCCUGUCCAGCCAUUGAUGCCUGUUGAUCCUUCAUAUGAUGCCUCGAUUAAGGCCCUGGUUGACAUGAACAUUGCUACUGAAAAUCCAGCACUAUUUUACUUUGUUGUCCAACUAUUUAAUACCAACAAUCAGAGGCAGCUUUUCCUUGCAUUACCACAGAGUGCACGACUUGUUUAUAUUGAGCUACUCUUCAUACAACAUGAUGGAAAAGCUCCAAUUGGUUGAUGGUUUGCUGGUCAAUUUGGGUGAAAGACAAUCUACAGCUAGUGAUGAGCUACUUAUGAUCAUUUGCUACUGGGACUUGAUUUGUUAUCUUAUGUUUUCUGGGUUGAGAUCAAUUAUUUAUAUAUGUAAUUGAGCCGGUUAGAUGAACUUGUUAAUGUCAUUGAAGACAAAUUUCGAUUUUUAAUUUAUGUAUUAGACAAAUGCAGUUAUGUUAUUUUAUGUGAACUAUGAUGAUUUUAUUGCUUA
Molecule: messenger RNA, 1479 nt
Organism: Tripterygium wilfordii
Lineage: Eukaryota; Viridiplantae; Streptophyta; Magnoliopsida; Celastrales; Celastraceae
Exons: 3
Coding region: 469-921 (150 amino acids)
Source: RefSeq, a predicted model, not a curated record